GUGUGGCUUUUUGAGUUGCUUCAUUCAGCAGCUCAGUCUUCCCAUCGCUCCCUGACUGUACACUCUCUCCCUUAAGCGAGCAAUCGGGAGGAAACAUGUCAGACCGCUCUCCUUUCGAUACCAACCUUGUCACGGUGACUCGUUUCAUGCUUGAGGAGGGCAGAAAGGCGAAAGGCACCGGCGAACUGAAUCAGCUUCUCAGCGCUAUUUACACCGCUGUCAAAGCCAUCUCAUCGGCCGUCAGGAAGGCUGGUAUCGCUAAUCUUUAUGGGCUUUCUGGAAGCACAGUCAAUGUGACAGGAGAUGAGGUGAAGAAGCUUGAUGUACUUGCCAAUGACAUGGUAAUAAACAUGUUAAAAUCUUCAUUCAGCACUUGUGUUCUUGUGUCUGAAGAAGAAAACAAUGCCAUCAUCGUGGAUUCAGAUCAACAGGGGAAGUACAUUGUCUGCUUUGAUCCACUAGAUGGCUCUUCUAACAUUGACUGUCUUGUUUCCAUUGGAACAAUUUUUUCCAUUUAUAAAAAGACUACUGAUGGCCCCCCAAGUGAAAAGGAUGCCUUGCAACCAGGUCGUAACAUCGUAGCAGCUGGAUAUGCUUUGUAUGGCAGUGCCACAAUGUUGGUAUUAUCUUCAGGAAAUGGAGUGAACUGCUUCAUGUUGGAUCCAGCCAUUGGGGAAUUUGUUUUGGUGAACAGGAAUGUGACCAUGAAGAAGAAAGGGAAUAUCUACAGUAUUAAUGAAGGCUAUGCAAAGUACUUUGAUACUCCAGUUUCACAGUACAUUACGAAGAAGAAAUAUCCAGAGGAUGGUAGCUCUCCCUAUGGUGCGAGAUAUAUUGGCUCCAUGGUUGCAGAUGUGCAUAGAACACUGAUGUAUGGAGGGAUUUUCUUAUACCCUGCCAACUCAAAAAGUCCGAAAGGAAAGCUUCGACUUUUAUAUGAAUGCAAUCCCAUGGCUUACAUUAUAGAACAAGCAGGAGGUAUGGCCACAACAGGAACACAGGCAGUGCUGGAUGUUAAACCAGAAUCCAUUCACCAGCGGGCACCAAUUGUAAUGGGAUCCAAAGAUGAUGUUCAAGAGUACCUUGACAUUGUAAAUCAAUACAAUUGCAAGUAACUAAAACCCUGCAAUAAUGAAUAUCAAUAGCAAACUCUAAACUGGGAUCUAGACCAAACAUUGAUUUUUUUUUCAAUGCAAAGUGACAUUCCAACUUGACAAUGCAAAUCAUAUCAAUUGUAAUAUAAUUUAGUUACUAAAGUUCUUGAUGAAGUCUAUCUUGAGAUCAGAAUUAUUUCUGUCGUUACAUAACAAUCCAUGCACAAUGUUAUACAUUCUUGAAUGAAUAUGAAUAAAUAUUUGGAUCAGUC
Molecule: messenger RNA, 1366 nt
Organism: Chiloscyllium plagiosum (whitespotted bambooshark)
Lineage: Eukaryota; Metazoa; Chordata; Chondrichthyes; Orectolobiformes; Hemiscylliidae
Gene: fbp1a
Product: fructose-1,6-bisphosphatase 1a
Biological process (GO): fructose metabolic process; gluconeogenesis; sucrose biosynthetic process
Cellular component (GO): cytosol; cytoplasm
Molecular function (GO): fructose 1,6-bisphosphate 1-phosphatase activity
Source: RefSeq, a predicted model, not a curated record